AUUCAUUCUACCGGUUUCCUCAAGUUGCAUCGCAUCUCAUGGUAGCGCUUUCUGCGGGACGCACAAGAGAUGUUGCUGCUGGUGCUGGGUGCCCUCCUCCUGCUCUUCUGCAGCCUGGACGUGUGGUACUUCCUACGGGGGGCCCAGGUGUUUGUCCAGUCCUGGUUCCAGCCCAGAAUAUGGGACAUUCUAGCUGAGCAGAGCAUCGACGGCAUGGUCCUUCCACACGAUUUGGACUACUUGGGCCACAUGAAUAACUCUCGCUACCUGAGGGAGUGUGACUUUGCUCGCUUUCACCAUUACAUGAGAAACGGCUUGUUCAUGGCCUCGCGCAAACUGGGGGCCAGGAUGGUGGUAGGGGCCUCCACCAUCCGGUACCGGCGCUCCCUGGCCUUCCGCGAGGCUUUUGAGAUUCGGACCAAAGUAGUAAGCUGGGACGAGAAGGCCUUUUACCUGGAGCAGCGCUUUGUGUCCAAGAAAGAUGGCUUUGUGUCUGCAGUCAUGCUCUGUAGGCAGAACGUGGUGCACUGCAGCCCGGAGAGGAUUAUUGAGUUUGUCUGCAAAAGGAAGAUCGAGUGCCCCGAGUUUCCUGAGGACCUCAAACACUGGAUCAGCUUCAUUUCAGCCAGCAGCCAGGCCCUGAGAGCAGAGAGCGGACUGGAGGAGAAGAACAAGUGAAGCCGCACCGUGACGCCACGUAUCAUGAGUGUAGACGCAUAUCAUGGCAUUGCACGUACAUAUACAGCACACACACACACACACACACACACACGACUACAGUACGACAUAGUAGAGAGUUUUAGUUGACUUUGAAGAUUCCACUUACCUCCGUUUUGGGUGAACCCCACCUGUCGUGUACUUCAGUAUGAUGUUAAACUUAGAACAGCUGAAUAUGAAAACUUGAACUGUUACGUGUCCUAUGAUUUAAAAUGCACCGUAUGCAUUGGGAUCAUGAUGAAGGUUUUUCUUUUAAAAAGAAAGUGAAACAGGAACAAAGCUUUAUUCUCGCUGCUUAUUUAGUAGUUGACUGUGAGUAGACGGCAUCUUCGUUCUCAUUUAGCAAUAUCUCCUACCUUCAGAUACGCAUGUAGAGCAAAAGUUAAUCUUCCACUGACAUCGAUGCAUGUUUUGAAACAACCAUGAUAUUUUUGUGCCUGUUUCUUGUAGUUUACAGUGACAGAGAGUUCUAACUUUUCACAAAAAAGAUGUAUACUUGAACCAACAAUUGUUUAAAUCUUUUGAUUGCACAAGUUAACAAACUGCAUUCCUGUCACCAAUCUGAGAGGGAAUAUGUCAUUUUAAGGGGGUCCACUGAGCAGUGCUUUAAAUCUAAAACACAUGCGUUUGAGUUGCGGGCUCCUCUUGAUUGUAAUUGCAUGUGACUUUCAGAGAAAGUGCUUGAAUUUGAUCGAUGAGCUAACGCGAGGUUGCUGGCGAUUUUUCAAACCCGCAACGCACAAUAAAAUCUGAAUGUUUUGUUCUUAUCGAGCCAGCCAUUUGAAAUCAGAGCUUCUGUUUGUGACCAAAGUAAUGUAUUAUUUCUGUACGGGAGGAAUGGCGUUUCUACAAAUGUACGUCUGAUCUGUUUAUGUUGUCGAUGCACUGACCACAGAAUCCUGUUCACUCCACUGGUGUAUGAAGAUAUAAAUAGUCUGUUUGUUUUCCACUUAUCGUUUGCAUUUCAUUCUAAUGCAUUCAUGUACCAGAUUUAAUUUAUUGUGUUUGUUAAUUAUUUAAAUGCAUUUUAAAUUAAAAAUGCACUGGGAACUGUG
Stegastes partitus (bicolor damselfish) is the source of this 1772-nucleotide messenger RNA. RefSeq names its product protein THEM6-like. Lineage: Eukaryota; Metazoa; Chordata; Actinopteri; Pomacentridae. The transcript has 3 exons. Bases 70 to 678 code for a protein of 202 amino acids. The record is from RefSeq and is a predicted model, not a curated record.